UUCAUGUGCAGAAGAGUCUGGCACAGAGAUAGCAGGGCCCAAUCCAAGUUCAAUCCUCAAUUAGAAGUGAACUUAUUCUUAGACACUUGGAACUGAGAGAGGGUCAAGCUAUCUGUGUCCGAGCCUUAUUCCUGGACAGCUACUAAAUAUGUUUCAUAUGGUUAGUAUCAAAGAUAUGACAUGUAUACUUUUUUUGUUUUAACAUUGAUGAUUAUGGGGGAAAAGUAAUAUUUACUACCUUUAUUUAAAAAUGUAUUACUGCAGGCAUCUGGUGAGAGAAUGAAUGCUGAUGACUGCAAUGGGAGCUCAUACGCACAGGGUAAUGGAGGUGAGUCGUCAACGGAACAGGAUUUUUAUGGCGCCCUGCAGGGCCCUCCAGCGAAAUCUCCAACCAGUCAGCAGUCCUCGCCACACCGCUCCCUCAGUGCAAACUCCAUCAAGGUUGAGCUUUGCAGUGACGAUGAGUCACCGGAUGCUCCACAGCCGGAGAACAGAGAGGCUGUGAGGGUUGAUAGCGGUGGAGAUGACAGAGGGGACCCCACGGAGGAAGGGAACGCAGAGUUCGCUGGAGCUGGUAGAGACAGAGCGAAUAUUUACGAGGAGAUGGCCAGUCCCAAUGCUGCUUCACCAGGACCUAUCCGGCUCCCCAAUGGGAAGCUCCAGUGUGAGGUUUGUGGGAUGAUCUGCAUCGGACCCAAUGUGCUGAUGGUGCACAAGCGUAGCCACACAGGCGAGAGGCCGUUCCAGUGUAACCAGUGUGGGGCCUCCUUUACCCAGAAGGGGAACUUACUGCGUCACAUCAAGCUGCAUUCAGGAGAGAAGCCUUUCAAAUGUACCACGUGUAACUAUGCUUGUCGCCGGAGAGAUGCGCUGGCUGGACAUGAGCGCACACACACAGUCUCGUCUCCAACGGUGGGGAAACCCUUCAAGUGCAGCGUCUGUAGCCGCAGCUACAAACAACAAAGCACACUGGAGGAACAUCUAGAGCGCUCCCAUAGUUACGUGAGGAGUCUGGACCACCAGACGUCCAUCAGCACACCGACUGCACAAGGUGAAGAGUCAGUCAAUAUGGAGAUUAUCACUAGACCUGGGCCCCAGCCAUCCAGUGAAAAAAUCCAGUUUGUAGAUAGACUGGCCAUUAGCAUCACCAAACGCAAGAGGUCAACACCACAGAAGUUUUUAGGUGAAAAGCACAUGCACCUUGACAUACCUGAAGCACCUUAUGAAUUGUCCUCUGGCUCCGAGAAAGACGGGGACCUCACGAGCUCUCAGCCUGCCGGGCUGGCUGGUUCACGCCUCCAGGGCGCCAGGGCUAAAGGUGACAACCACGAGUCGCCUACUCUGUCUCAGCUCCAUCCUGCCUUUCUGUCGGAGCUCCGCACGGUGAUGGGCUCCAUCAACAGCAACGUGACUCCUCAGGGCCCCCGAGCCCAUGGCGGAGGUGGACUGGCCGCCAUGUCUCUCGGGCAGCCUGGCCGGGAGGCAGGCGAAGGCCGUGUCGACAAACCCUCAGCGCACAGCCAUACCACCUCACCCAAUGGCUGCCCUGACUCUACAGACACAGAGAGCACAGCAGAGGAGCAGAGCACAAGGGCUACAGCCCCAACAAGUACCUCCAACAACCACCACCUCCACCAUCAAACCCCAGCACUGCCCCGCAGCCAUCCCACUUCCAGCCCCAGCCAGGCCAAAUACUUGGACCCACAGUGGGAGAGAGCAUGUCCUGUGCCCCCACCUGUAGUAAAGAGGAGCGCUGGCUCAACCCUUUCUUCCAGGGAGACUGUGCAGGUGUUAGACAGGGACGGCCGGCCUGUGCGCUCCUUCCACUGCCAGCACUGCCGCAUCCUCUUCCUGGACCAUGUCAUGUUCACCAUCCACAUGGGUUGUCACGGCUUCCGUCAGCCCUUCGAGUGCAACAUCUGCGGCCACCUCAGCCAGGACCGCUACGAGUUCUCGUCUCACAUCAGCCGCGGGGAGCACCAGGUGGGCUGA
Limanda limanda (common dab) is the source of this 1992-nucleotide messenger RNA. RefSeq names its product IKAROS family zinc finger 4 (gene ikzf4). Gene Ontology annotation, biological process: regulation of transcription by RNA polymerase II. Lineage: Eukaryota; Metazoa; Chordata; Actinopteri; Pleuronectiformes; Pleuronectidae. The transcript is spliced from 7 exons. Gene Ontology annotation, molecular function: DNA-binding transcription factor activity; RNA polymerase II cis-regulatory region sequence-specific DNA binding. The record is from RefSeq and is a predicted model, not a curated record. The coding region runs from base 280 to 1992 and encodes 570 amino acids.